This is a messenger RNA of Camelus dromedarius (Arabian camel), 9660 nucleotides long. It is a transcript of the gene ADNP, whose product is annotated as activity dependent neuroprotector homeobox. The transcript is spliced from 4 exons. Gene Ontology annotation, molecular function: DNA binding. The record is from RefSeq and is a predicted model, not a curated record. Gene Ontology annotation, biological process: regulation of gene expression. Gene Ontology annotation, cellular component: nucleus. The coding region runs from base 4945 to 8340 and encodes 1131 amino acids. Lineage: Eukaryota; Metazoa; Chordata; Mammalia; Artiodactyla; Camelidae.
GGAAACCACUAUUCAGAUUAAGUAACUUACGUUUCAGUUUUACCAGAAAGAAGUAUCUGUCUAGCUCAAUGCAGUGUUGGACAUGUUUUUUUUAAUGCAAAUUAUUGAUUUGCAUUCACUAGUAUAACUGAUGCAUCAGUUGUCACUCUGAUAUAUGUUCAGAUUUCAGUUCCCAAAUAUUAAAAGGUAGCAGAGUUAUGCCUGCAGGUGAUAGAAACUAGGACAUACCAUCAUAUUUACUUCUGUAUUUUCUGGCAUGUUAAAUUAGCACCAUAUGUUCUUAUUAGGAACUUGAAAUAUCAUAAAAGAAUGCACAUAAAAAUAUGAAGAAUUUGCAUACUUGGAAAAUAUCACUCUAGAUCCAUACUCACGGUAGUUUAAAAUAUAAUCUGUAGAAGUUUGAUUUGGAGGCUUUUUUCUUUCUCUUUUUCUUUUCCUUUUUCUUUUUCUUUUCCUCUUUCUUUUUCUCUUUUUCUUUUUUCCUCCUGGCUUGAUUAUCUGUGCCCUGGUCAAAGGUUUAGGAUUGGGUUUUACAGUUUUUUUGUUGUUUUUGUUUUUAUUUCCUGAUGGCAUGGUUAUAAUAAAGCCUUUCUGCUUUUCCUAAAAACAGGGACUGAAUGAUGCUGUCCUUGAUAUGGUGGCUUUGCAGAGGAACCACCAUACACAGAUAAGCCCCAUUGAUUAUUGGUACCUCAGGUCCUGCAGACCUUGCCUUAAGCCUGCUAAAAUAGCACUGUCAUCUGCUGGGUUCCGUCUCCAUCUUCCUGACCCAGAUGAAACUAAAUACAGUACCUGACUACACACAAGCCUUUUGGCAGAGCUGUUUCAUAAAUGAUUAUAAUUGUGUUUCUCAGUUAACAAUCUCUUUGCCUAAAUAAAGUUCACAGUCAUUGAUGUUGUAUCAUCAUCCUUCCCCUUACAGAUUCAGCCUACAGAUAUUUCCUCAUGAGAUAGGCUCUCUCUGCCUUUAUUUACCAGAGUAAAGGAGUGUUUUUGCUUUUGGUAUUUGGAAAGGAAAGAGGUACAUGUAUUUGAUCAGUCUUACAUGUAAUUAUAUAGUUUUAAUUCAUCUGUAGCCUCUGGCUACCAAUUUCAGAUUUUCAUUUCUUCCAUCUGACUCUUGCUUUCUAAGGAAAGUGCAUGAGUAGGAUUUUGGCCAGGAUUAGUAAAACUUUAAUGUUUUGGCCCUAAUCAGUAGGUGUGGGUAUAAUUUGUGAAGACUGAUAGGAAGGAAUAUGGCUGAAUCAUUCAACAAUGAAUUUAAAUCAUUCUCAAAAAUUGAUGCUUUAAGUCUAGUUCAUCAGAUGGCAUAUGCUUAAUUUAACCAGAAGCUACUUAACGUCAGUUGUUAAUAAAACACUUGGAAAUGUUGACUCCAUUAUUAAUGGGUUUGAGCUUUCCCCAAAAUCUUUUAGAUUUAGAAAAUGUUUAAUUCUUUCCAUACAGUGUUUUUGUUUUUGAUUGAUGAAACCAAGGUCCAAAGCCUCUUUCAGAAUAACUAUACCUUCCUGACAAAUUCCUAUUCUUCCUGCUAGACCCAACUCACAAGUAUAAUUAUUUUGCGUAAAAUUCCCCAUCUUCCCUCUUACUCACUUCCUUCUCUGUGUCCCACUGCCCAGUGAGUCUACCAGAAUUUCUGGUUGCAGAACUGAUUGUAUGUUCUUGUUUAGGAAAAGUUUGGGGGAGGGGUGCAUGAAGGGGGCUGUCUUUCAGGCAUAGCUGGAUUGAGGACCCUAAACAAUGUCAACAGGAGUAUUUCCCUUUCUGUCUUUCUAUGCUUUUCUCCAUGUAGUGGCAGGUCCUGAUUAUUCUUUUCAUCAUCACUAUCAGCCUUGUUUGGGGCAUAUGUCCAAGUCUGUAUUAAUCAGUGUCUGCAGAGAUAGAACACACUAAUUGGUUAACCUAAGUCAUGUGUACUCAGCUCUGAUGGUGGAAAGGCCUCCUAACUGAUAGCACAAGAGUUGUGGCAGGCGUGGUUCCGAGGGGAAGUUGGGGCAGAGAGAAGCAAGCAUCUUCGUUACUCCAGUGACCCAGUGCCUGCUGUGUACCCUAGAAGUGAUGGACUGCUGAAGGGGAGAAACUGUCCUGCUCAACUUUCUAUUUUGAGCACAUUAAUGGGCAAACUGUAGGUGCUUCAAAAAUGAUUGCUGAACAGUGGUUUCAUUCGGUCAGUUGGAUAUUUCCCCCUUUUCUAUGCCAUUAACUGAGAAAUUUAUGGUUUGGCUAAAGGGAGUUCUUCUUGGUAUUGGGAUAGUGGUGCUGACCUGGUGAGAAUGGCCAUCCUAAUAGCCAAGGAGCCUCUGGAGAAAGGUUUAGCCACUGGGGACAAAUCUGGAGAGAAAAUAAGACUACCCCUCUGCAUUCUUUUUCAGUACUCAUCUCUAGACAAAUUUUGACAUUAUUGUAAAGCAUCUUCCUCCCUAAGAAAAAUGGUUGUAAAUUAUUUUGUUUUUAGCUUUCUUUCUAUUCAAAAGUGCCCUUAAUCUCAGGCAGUCAACUUCCUAUUUAAUCUGUUUCUAUCCCUCAGUUAUUCACUUGAGGUAUUAGGCCCCUUGUCCAGAUUUCUAGUUCAAAGGACUUUUGAGAGGUGAGGAGGAAGCCAGAAGGAAUUCUUGUGAGUGUUUUUAAACAAGAAUCAAAUAGAUAACAUCAAUGAAUCCUGGAAGCAGCUGUUGAUUUGAAGUUGUUUCUUAACAGCAAGCAGUGGGCUGGGGGGAGGGGGAAACAUAGGGCCCUUGAGUUCUUCUUACUAUCUAUAAUAAUUCUAACAUUAACUGAUAGAGUUUGUUGGAGACUUUCAAGGAACCUUGGCUUGUUACAGACAUAGAAAAGCUCAAGAAGUAUACACAAGAAAUGGAGGGUCAGAAGUAAGAGGAAGCCUUCUUUGCUUAUUAUAUUCCUAAUACUAGGUACCUGUUUUGUAUACCAAGAAAAAUAUUUUAUUUAAUAAGCAAAAAGCCAGAAGAAUCUAAAUGCUUUUGAGGAUGCUAACACAUAUGAAUGUGUUAUUCUCACUCAGGUGGACAAAAUCUUGGAAAUGGCCUCCCUGGAGGGUACUUCCACCUGGGGCAGGCGACAGAUGAUAAACUUCCCCAAGAUCAUUAGAAAUAUCAGAAUUCUGCUUAUGAAGACAGUUAUAAUUUUAACCCAAAAUAUUCUACAUCUUUCUAAGUACGCAUUAGCUAGGAGGAACCCAAGUUAAUCAUAAAACACAUAACCAUUUUUUGUACAGCAUUUUCCAGUAAGCAGUAUCACUUACUUUUAAGCCUGUUUAAUUCAGCUCACAUGAGUAAACUCAAGAUUUAUUCUAUGUAUCAAAUACCUUUUAUGAAUUACUAGUUUUUUAUAACUAAGCUCCCUUAUGAGCUUAUUACUUUUUCAGAACUGUAGGUGGGUAAACAGGGUAUAGUGAAGCAGUGAGGGUCUUUCGCUUGGAGGUCUUAAAACAACUUAGCUGCGGGCAGAUUUUCUAUACGAGGGUGUUUUCCUUUAUCCUGAGCUGCAGUUUGACUCCCUUGGAUAUUUUCUGUGUAGAGUGGUGGCGACAUUUCCAAAUCUGUAUUUGUUUUGCUGAGACGUUGAGCUGCUUAUCCAGGAGGCAGGGAGAACCAGUAAUGGCUGCCUGUUGCCGUCUUUGCUCUGAAGUGAAGGAUUAACGUAGGAAGUUCCAAAAGAACUGGAUUUUGGCUCAUGGAGCAUUUAUGAAAUGAAUGGAGAAACAAAAUGUCUCUUCUCAGAAUUGGGUAUCUAUGGGCGUUCAUUUUUAUGCCUAGUCUCUUCAGAAUUAGCCUGUGACACUGUAUUUCUGAAACAUUUUUCUAUCAGGUGGUUUUCUCUGAGUGGCCUAGUUUAUGGGAACCUAGGAGAGUUUUUUUAAAUCAGUUUAUUAAGCAACUGAUAAAAAAAAUUGUUUAAAAAAAUUGUUUUGAACCAUGAAAAGGGUUUAGCAAUAACGUUUCCACAAGGAAUAAUGGAGAGUGCAGAGGACACCAUAGUCAUGCUUCAUAGCUAGGAGGAGUUCCAGCUUAAGGAUAAGUGUGUUUCAGUGAAAUGCAUUCCUCUUUUGGCUUUAAGUACACAUUGGUACUUCAUACGGAAUAUUUUGAGACUUCUAAGUUCUGGUAACAUAUCCAGAUUUAGGAUUUAUAGAAGUUGCUGGGAGUUGGGGGGAGGUUGGUAGGCUUUCAUUCUCUCUCUCUUUUUUUUUUUAUAGUUAAUAUUGAUUUUUGGAUUAGAAUAUAAAUGAGGUAACAGAUACUACAUUUGGAUUGGUUUACUUCAUGAUUGUGGUUUACAAAUGGUAGUGAUAUCAUAGAUUAACAGCCUUUAUUAAUUAGAAAACCAGACUUGCAUGUACUAAAUUUUAAUUCCUGGUGCAUUGGAUUUUGUUUCUGUGUGUUUUUGAUUUUUAGAGCUACUUUAUGUCCUGCAGAAUUUAUUUGGAUUCUGAAGUCGAUGAUAAAUUCUUACCCUAUCUUUUAAGAGACAUUUAUAGUCACAUUGGAAGCCAUGCUAAUUCUCAACUGCCCAAGUUUUACUAAUUUUAUUUUCUUAACCUUUGUUUUUAAGGAACUUGGGAAAGUAGACCUAAAUUUCUACCUUAAUGUAUUAGGUCAUUUAAGUAAUUUUUUCAGUUCCCUCACACACACAUACAGGUUUUUCAUUUUUCAAAAAGAUCCCCUAAAGUCAGUAAGAGUUAUUACUUGCUGUGAUGCUGAGUCCCCAGCUUUCCCCAUCUCAGCAUUCAUUCUGUGACCAUAAGUGAGUGCCUUUGCCCAGGUGUGGUACUGGCUGGCAGGCAAGUUACACAACCAUUUGUGUCUUUAGUUUGGGUCAUACAGAAGUAAAAACUUUAAAGGAUACUAUAGCAAUGUGCAGGGUAGUACCCAGACAACAAAAACUUCUUUUCCCUGGCACUCAAAAUUAUGUGGUAAUGAUGCUGAAAUGGUGAACGUUUUUCUGUUUUCAGAGAUUCAACAUCACAAGGAGAAAAAGCACUCAACACUUGAUUUUAAAAUAAUCGAAACUAUGUUCCAACUUCCUGUCAACAAUCUUGGCAGUUUAAGAAAAGCCCGGAAAACUGUGAAAAAAAUACUUAGUGACAUUGGGUUGGAAUACUGUAAAGAACACAUAGAAGACUUUAAACAGUUUGAACCUAAUGACUUUUAUUUGAAAAACACUACAUGGGAGGAUGUAGGACUAUGGGACCCUUCACUUACAAAAAACCAGGACUAUCGGACAAAACCUUUUUGCUGCAGUGCUUGUCCAUUUUCUUCAAAAUUCUUUUCUGCAUACAAAAGUCAUUUCCGGAAUGUCCAUAGUGAAGACUUUGAAAAUAGGAUUCUCCUUAAUUGCCCCUACUGUACCUUCAAUGCAGACAAAAAGACUCUGGAAACACACAUUAAAAUAUUUCAUGCUCCAAACGCCAGCGCACCAAGUAGCAGCCUCAGCACUUUCAAAGAUAAAAGCAAAACUGAUGGCCUUAAACCUAAGCAGGCUGACAGUGUAGAGCAAGCUGUUUAUUACUGUAAGAAGUGCACUUACCGAGACCCUCUCUAUGAAAUAGUUAGGAAGCACAUUUACAGGGAACAUUUUCAACAUGUGGCGGCACCUUACAUAGCAAAGGCAGGCGAAAAAUCACUCAAUGGUGCAGUCCCCUUAGGCUCAAAUGCCCGGGAAGAGGGUAGUAUUCACUGCAAGCGAUGCCUUUUCAUGCCAAAGUCCUAUGAAGCUUUGGUUCAACAUGUCAUUGAAGACCACGAACGCAUAGGCUAUCAGGUCACUGCCAUGAUUGGGCACACAAAUGUGGUGGUUCCCCGAUCCAAACCAUUGAUGCUAAUUGCUCCCAAACCUCAAGAGAAGAAAGGCAUGGGACUUCAAUCAAGAAUUGGUUCCCUUGCUUCUGGAAACGUCCGGUCUUUGCCGUCACAGCAGAUGGUGAAUCGACUCUCAAUACCAAAGCCUAACUUAAAUUCUACAGGAGUGAACAUGAUGUCUAAUGUUCACCUACAGCAGAACAACUAUGGGGUCAAAUCUGUAGGCCAGGGCUAUGGCGUUGGUCAGUCAAUGAGACUGGGUCUCAGUGGCAAUGCACCAGUUUCCAUCCCUCAACAGUCUCAGUCUGUGAAGCAGUUACUUCCAAGUGGAAACGGAAGAUCUUACGGGCUUGGGUCAGAGCAGAGGUCCCAGGCACCAGCAAGAUACUCCCUGCAGCCUGCAAAUGCCUCUUCUCUCUCAUCGAGCCAGUUAAAGUCUCCUUCCCUCUCCCAGUCACAGGCAUCCAGAGUAUUAGGUCAGUCCAGUUCCAAACCUACUGCAGCUGCCACUGGCCCUCCCCCGCCCAAUACUUCUUCAACUCAGAAGUGGAAAAUAUGUACAAUCUGUAAUGAGCUUUUUCCUGAAAAUGUCUAUAGCGUGCACUUCGAAAAAGAACAUAAAGCUGAGAAAGUCCCAGCAGUAGCCAACUACAUCAUGAAAAUACACAACUUUACUAGCAAAUGCCUCUACUGUAAUCGCUAUCUGCCCACAGACACUCUGCUCAACCACAUGUUAAUUCAUGGUCUGUCUUGUCCAUAUUGCCGUUCAACCUUCAAUGAUGUGGAAAAGAUGGCGGCACACAUGCGGAUGGUUCACAUUGAUGAAGAGAUGGGACCUAAAACAGAUUCUACUCUGAGUUUUGAUUUGACAUUGCAGCAGGGUAGUCACACUAACAUCCAUCUCCUUGUAACCACAUACAACCUGAGGGAUGCCCCUGCCGAAUCUGUUGCUUACCAUGCCCAGAAUAACCCUCCAGUCCCCCCAAAGCCACAACCAAAAGUUCAGGAAAAGGCAGAUAUCCCUGUUAAAAGUUCACCUCAAGCUGCAGUGCCCUAUAAAAAAGAUGUCGGGAAAACCCUUUGUCCUCUUUGCUUCUCAAUCCUGAAAGGACCCAUAUCUGAUGCACUUGCACAUCACUUACGAGAGAGGCACCAAGUCAUUCAGACGGUUCACCCAGUGGAGAAAAAGCUCACCUACAAAUGUAUCCACUGCCUUGGUGUGUAUACCAGCAAUAUGACCGCCUCGACGAUCACUCUGCAUCUAGUUCACUGCAGGGGUGUUGGAAAGACCCAGAAUGGCCAAGAUAAGACGAAUGCACCCUCUCGGCUUAACCAGUCACCAGGCCUGGCACCUGUGAAGCGCACUUACGAGCAAAUGGAAUUUCCCUUGCUGAAAAAGCGAAAGUUAGAUGAUGAUAGUGAUUCACCCAGCUUCUUUGAAGAGAAGCCUGAGGAGCCUGUUGUUUUAGCUUUAGACCCCAAGGGUCAUGAAGAUGAUUCCUAUGAAGCCAGGAAAAGCUUCCUAACAAAAUACUUCAACAAACAACCGUAUCCCACCAGGAGAGAGAUUGAGAAGCUGGCGGCCAGUUUAUGGUUGUGGAAGAGUGACAUUGCUUCCCAUUUUAGUAACAAGAGGAAGAAGUGUGUCCGAGACUGUGAAAAAUACAAGCCUGGUGUGUUACUGGGUUUCAACAUGAAAGAAUUAAACAAGGUUAAGCAUGAGAUGGAUUUUGAUGCUGAGUGGCUAUUUGAAAAUCAUGAUGAGAAGGAUUCCAGAGUCAAUGCUAGUAAAACUGCUGACAAGAAGCUCAACCUUGGGAAGGAAGAUGACAGUUCCUCUGACAGUUUUGAAAAUUUGGAAGAAGAAUCCAAUGGAAGUGGUAGCCCUUUUGAUCCUGUUUUUGAAGUUGAGCCUAAAAUCCCCAAUGAUAACCCAGAGGAACACAUACCGAAGGUAAUUUCUGAGGAUGCUUUAGAAUCUGAGGAGAAGCUAGACCAAAAAGAGGAGGAUGGUUCAAAAUAUGAAACUAUUCAUUUGACUGAGGAACCAACCAAACUAAUGCCUGAUGCCUCUGAUAGUGAGGUUGACCAAGACGAUGUCGUUGAGUGGAAAGAUGGUGCUUCUCCGUCUGAGAGCGGCCCUGGUUCCCAACAAGUGUCGGACUUCGAGGACAACCCAUGUGAAAUGAAACCAGGAACCUGGUCCGAUGAGUCUUCCCAGAGUGAAGAUGCAAGGAGCAGUAAGCCAGCUGCCAAAAAAAAGGCUACCAUGCAAGGUGACAGAGAGCAGUUGAAAUGGAAGAAUAGUUCCUAUGGAAAAGUUGAAGGGUUUUGGUCCAAGGACCAGUCACAGUGGAAGAAUGCAACUGAAAAUGAUGAGCGCUUAUCCAACCCACAGAUUGAGUGGCAGAAUAGCACAAUUGACAGUGAGGACGGGGAGCAGUUUGACAACAUGACUGAUGGAGUAGCUGAGCCCAUGCACGGCAGCUUAACCGGAGUUAAACUGAGCAGCCAACAGGCCUGAGUGCCAGGUUCUCCGGAGUCAGUGACAAACGCUGCAGCCUGGAACUCUGUUCUCCUUCAGAAUGACUGCAAAGCUGUAUUCUGACUGGUACUGCCUUUUGAGUGCUGGGUCAUCAGGCUGUGGGGACAUGUGGCCACUGUGAUCCCAGUGGUUAUUUCUAAGUCUGUGACACGUGAUUGGCUGAUCUUGCUUUAGAACGUGCUGUGACGACACAGUAACUAAAUGUGAAAAACCAGUAACUUGGUGGCUCAUGAACACACAGGAGGAAAAGCAGAGGUUUAUUUUAUCUGCCUUCUCAGCAUUUCUUUCCCUCUGUAAAAUGUUUGGUUGGAUGUCCUUGGGAAGCGUUCUCGCUUCACAUGGUAGUGUAGGGCCAACAUACAAGCUACCAGUCCAAUGUGUAUAGUAGACUUUGGGGAAAUCGAUUUUUUUCAUGUAUUCAUUCUGAAUAGUUGAAAUGUAUAUUUGUACAGUCUUUUAGACCUAUUCAAGUGAUGCUUAUGAUAUUGUUAUUGUGUACCCAUCAUAGAUUUGUUUUUUUGGGGUUUUUUUUGUUUGUUUUUUUAGUGUUGCCCUUGCUGUGUAAUAAAUGCUGUAUCUAGUUGACCUAGCAAAAGCCUGAAACUACCCUAGUGUGGACUUCGGGACAGACUUAGUUUUUGCACAUAUCCUUGUACAAUCUCACAACAGAGGCCAGCCACAUAAGAUAUAUAUCUGGACUCUCUUGUAUUAUAGAAUUUUUCUUGUUCUGAAUAUCCAUGACAUUACAGCUGACAAAAACAAAAACUGGUAUUUCAGAUGUUUUCUGAAAUCUUUUAAGCUAAAAUCACAUGCAAGAAUUGACUUUGCAGCUACUAAUUUUGACACCUUUUAGAUCUGUAUGAAAGUGUGUUGUGUUGAAGCAGCAAACCAAGGAGUGCUGCCUUUUGGAUAUUUAGUUUUAUCUUUAGUUAAACACCACCCUGGUGUCUUCAUUUAUACCAUCUAAUAUAUGACACACUGUUGUAGUAUGUAUAAUUUUGUGGUCUUUAUUUCCCUUUGUAUUCAUUUUACGCAUCUAAAUAAAUUGCUGUAUUGUGCUUAAUGUAAAUAUUUGCUUUAUUACACAUUACAGUCCUCUGUGUCCACUAUGUCUUGUGCCAGUUGAUGCCGUGGCUCUUCCAUCAGAGAUGGAGGCCACAGCCGCUGAGGAAACUUGUGGAAGAUCAAGAUCUGCCACUGGCAGGAGGAAUGCUUUCUCUCAAGGCACCUGUUAUAAAACCUUUGGUUUUGUUUUGUCUUUUUCCUUUUAAACUGCUAAAAUAAACAUCCUUGAAUUUU